AUGGAAGAUGCAAAAGCGAGCUUGACGGCCAAGGGCAGCGUUGUCGAUGCAAGCCAGUAUCCGGCCUUCUUUGCAGGAACACUCGUGGUUACCAGCUCCGGCAGCACGGACAUGCCAGAAAACAAAGCAGAAACUGCUGCGGAUACUGACAAGGAAGCUGCAAAUACUGACAAGGACGUUGCAAACGCUGACCAGGAAGCUGCGAAUACUGACAAUGAAGAAGCCGCGACUGCUAACAAGGCAGCUGAGGAUGCUGCCAUCUGGCAGCAGUUGGAGCACGGCCGCGCCUAUGACGAAGAGCGUCGGCAGGCUGUGGACAGCUAUGCACACAGCGUGACCUUAGAGAAGGAUGGGAAGCCCACAGCCGUUAUCCGAGCCGCCCCAGGGGAGGACGUCGAGCUCCAUGCCAAGGGAUGGAUCCAGAACAAGGAGGGUGACACGAGCCUGCAUCAGUUGCUGCUGGUACUGGACACGACGAUCAUCGCGGAGGUCUACGACUCCAUUCCCGGAGGCGGCGACACCUUCGACACG
Molecule: messenger RNA, 531 nt
Organism: Symbiodinium sp. CCMP2456
Lineage: Eukaryota; Dinophyceae; Suessiales; Symbiodiniaceae
Source: the annotation of a GenBank genome assembly